GAUUUUAACGUUGGUGAUACCGUUACGGCCAAGGUCAAGUCCAUUGCUAGUUAUGGUGCGUUCAUGGACUUUGGCGCCCAGACGGAUGGUCUCUUGCACAUUUCGCAACUUUCCGUGGGAUACAUUAAGGACGUGAGCGAAAUCCUCAAGCCCGGACAGGAGGUCGAAGUCCGCAUUACCAAUAUUAGUGCCGAA
This is a messenger RNA of Phaeodactylum tricornutum CCAP 1055/1, 195 nucleotides long. RefSeq lists its product with no specific name. The record is from RefSeq and is a predicted model, not a curated record. Gene Ontology annotation, biological process: translation. Lineage: Eukaryota; Bacillariophyta; Bacillariophyceae; Surirellales; Neidiaceae. The annotation marks the transcript as partial. Gene Ontology annotation, molecular function: structural constituent of ribosome; mRNA binding. The transcript has a single exon.